AUGCCCGUGGACAGCGGCCAAGGUGAAUGGUUGCCUGGGCUCACCUCCGCAGGCGUCGGGGGGGGGGGCCUGCUUCCAGCAUACGUCGAAGGUCGACCCAUUAAUAGCGGCCCAUUCGAGCGUGUACCCUCAGUUUCGUUGGGCGAUGCUAUCUUUAUACAGAAUGGGGUUCAGCAGUACAUACAGCCGCUGGGUGGUACGGCAUAG
Molecule: messenger RNA, 207 nt
Organism: Penicillium mononematosum
Lineage: Eukaryota; Fungi; Ascomycota; Eurotiomycetes; Eurotiales; Aspergillaceae
Exons: 1
Coding region: 1-207 (68 amino acids)
Source: RefSeq, a predicted model, not a curated record